This is a messenger RNA of Mauremys mutica (yellowpond turtle), 1958 nucleotides long. It is a transcript of the gene SLC5A10, whose product is annotated as solute carrier family 5 member 10. Lineage: Eukaryota; Metazoa; Chordata; Testudines; Geoemydidae. Gene Ontology annotation, molecular function: D-glucose:sodium symporter activity. The transcript is spliced from 15 exons. Gene Ontology annotation, cellular component: plasma membrane. Bases 10 to 1938 code for a protein of 642 amino acids. The record is from RefSeq and is a predicted model, not a curated record. Gene Ontology annotation, biological process: transmembrane transport.
AGCAUCGGGAUGAUGGGCGACAAUUCUACCACUGGAUCAGUUACCCCUCUGCAGCCGUUCAAUGUUGCUGACAUUAUUGUCAUCGUGGCUUAUUUUGCCUUGAAUGUGGCUGUGGGAAUAUGGUCCUCAUGCAGGGUGAAUAGGAAUACGCUCAGUGGCUACUUCCUUGCUGGCAGGAGCAUGGCGUGGUGGCCUAUUGGCGCCUCCCUCUUCGCCAGCAGCGAAGGAUCAGGGCUCUUCAUUGGACUGGCUGGGACUGGAGCUGCUGGGGGAAUUGCCGUGGCUGGCUUUGAAUGGAAUGCUACCUAUGUCCUGCUGGCAUUGGCCUGGGUGUUUGUACCAGUCUACAUCUCCUCGGGGAUCAUCACCAUGCCGGAGUAUCUCCAGAGACGCUUCGGAGGGGAGAGAAUCCGGAUGUACCUCUCAGCCCUGUCACUCCUGCUCUCCGUCUUCACCAAAAUAUCGACAGAUCUGUACUCGGGGGCGCUGUUUGUACAAGUUUGCCUGGGCUGGAACUUCUACCUCUCCACCGUCCUGAUGCUGGUGGUCACAGCUCUCUACACCAUCACUGGUGGGCUGGCAGCUGUGAUCUACACUGACACGCUGCAGACGCUCAUCAUGAUCAUCGGCGCCGUCAUCUUAGCAGUAACAGCGUUUAACAAGAUCGGAGGAUACCAAAACCUGGCAGAGGCUUAUUUAAAGGCUGUUCCGGCCAAGAUUAUCCCCAACACAACUUGCCACCUGCCCAGAGCGGACGCCAUGCACCUCUUCCGAGAUCCCGUCUCCGGAGACCUUCCCUGGACUGGCAUGACUCUCGGGCUGUCUGUCUUGGCCACUUGGUACUGGUGCACCGACCAGGUCAUUGUGCAGAGGUCUCUCUCGGCUAAGAACCUGAGUCAUGCCAAGGCCGGCUCCAUCCUCGCGAGCUAUUUGAAAAUGCUGCCGCUGGGGGUUAUCAUCAUGCCGGGGAUGAUCAGCCGGGUUCUCUAUCCAGACGCCGUCAGCUGCGUCGAUCCCGACGAGUGCGUCCGAGUGUGCGGGUCCGAGGUGGGCUGCUCCAACAUCGCUUACCCCAAGCUGGUGGUCGAACUGAUGCCCAGUGGGCUGCGAGGGUUAAUGAUUGCAGUGAUGAUGGCUGCCCUGAUGUCCUCCCUGACCUCAGUAUUCAACAGCAGCAGCACCCUGUUCACCAUGGACAUCUGGCUGAAGAUCCGGCGGAAUGCCAAGGAGCGGGAGCUGCUGCUGGUGGGAAGGAUAGUCACGGUGGUUCUGGUCGCCAUCAGCGUGGUCUGGAUCCCCAUCCUGCAGAGCUCCAACAGCGGCCAGCUGUACAUCUACAUCCAGUCUGUGACCAGCUGCCUCGCCCCGCCCAUGACGGCUGUGUUCGGCCUGGCAGUUUUCUGGAGACGAGCCAACGAGCAGGGAGCUUUCUGGGGCCUGAUGUUGGGGCUGGCACUAGGCCUGGCCAGGAUGGGGCUGGAGUUUGCGUAUCCUUCGCCCCGCUGUGGCGUCCCGGACGAGCGCCCCUCCCUCGUGAAGGACGUUCACUACCUCCACUUUGCCAUCCUCCUCUGUGCUCUGACUGCCGGCGCCGUGGUGGGGAUCAGCUUGCUGAGCAGGCCUCCCGCCGAGUCGCAGAUAAAGAACCUCACCUGGUGGACCAUUCCCCGGGGGCGCCUGCCUCCCGAGAGCUCCAUGGCCAGCGCAUCAGCAGGGACCCACUCACCCAGGAGAGGAAAGGAGGAUUCCCAGGAGGAGGCGCCAGGGAUCUGCCCCUGCAUGGAUUUAUUCUGCAGUCCCCAGGGGGCAAAGACUGAGGGACCCCCAGCAAAGGCUCUGAGGGACAUCACAGAGGCCCCCUUCUGGGCUAGGAUCUGCUGCAUCAAUGCUGUCAUCCUGCUGUGUGUCAAUGUCUUCUGCUAUGCCUAUUUCGCUUAACACUACUGCAGCCAGGUGGU